CUGCCAUAACCGCUUUCUUAUCUUCCCCGUCAACCGUUGGGCUGACCUUCCUGUACCAUGCUCAUCCAGCUCGGGCGCGCGCAGUAAUACGAGUAGUAUUCGCGCCAUGGUGAGGUCCGGAUUCAUCAGCUAAGACCUCCGGGGUUCCGGGAGCCAGAGCAACCAGAACGGAGCACGAUACACGACAUCCCGGUGACCCAGACACAACCAUGACGUCCCCAGACAAAAAGACGGAAGGCGCCGCCGACGUCUCGCACACCCUGAAAGCGCGGAAGCAGGACGACCUGCUCGAGAUCGAAGCGACGCGCGCCAUCACGGCGGCCGAGCACGCGCUCGGCUUCUGGGCAGCGGUGCGGCAGUACCCGCGGGCGACCUUCUGGGGACUCUUCUUCUCGCUAGCCGUGGUCCAGGCCGGGUACGACGCGCAGAUCAUCACCAGCUUCUACGCGCUGCCGGCCUUCCAGCAGAAGUACGGCCGUCUCAUCAGCACUAGUACUAGUACUGGUACUAGCAAUGACGACGACCACCACGAGCUCAGCGCGCAGUGGCAGCUGGCGCUCGGCAUGGGCAACCCCAUCGGGCAGGUCCUGGGGGCGCUGGCCAGCGGGUACCCGCUCGAGUGGUUCGGCCGCCGCGGGACGCUGGCCGUGUGCUGUCUGUGGAGCGCCGGCUUCGUAUUUGUGCAGUUCUUCGCUACUAGUAUCGGCAUGCUGUGCGCGGGAGAGAUCCUGGGCGGGCUGGCCUACGGGUUCUACGUCGUCAUCGCGCCGACUUAUGCGUCCGAGAUCUGUCCGCUGGCGUUGCGCGGUGUCUUGACGGCGUCGACUAACCUGGCCUUUGUGAUCGGCCAGUUUGUGGCGCAGGGCGUCGCCGCGGGCCUGGAGAGCAGGUUGGAUGAGUGGGCUUACAGGGCGCCGUUUGCGCUCCAAUGGCUCUGGCCAGUCAUCAUCCUGGCAGGGCUGCCGUUUGCUCCGGAAAGCCCCUACUGGCUGGUCCGACAGGGCCGGAAGAGCGAUGCUCGUCAGGCCCUCGUGAAGCUCUCGUCUUCGACGAACCCUCCCGACAUCGACCAAGUCCUGUUAGGAAUCGAGCAGACGGAUCUGCUGGAACAGGAGCUUGAGGCCAUGAGCUCAUACCGAGACUGCCUCCAGGGCACGAGCCUGGUGCGCACCGAGAUCUCGGUCAUGGUCUAUCUGAUUCAGGUCAUUGGAGGCAAUCCCCUGAUCGGGUAUGCGAACUACUUUUUCGAGCAAGCCGGGCUGGACUCUUCGGAUGCGUUUCAUAUGGGCGUCGGCAAUACGGCGCUCGGAUUCGUCGGCACGGUGAUCUCAUGGCCCUUGAUGAACUACUUUGGCUUCGGUCGACGGACCAUCUACUGCGCCGGCAUGGUCUUCAUGACCCUCUUGCUCUUCGUCAUCGGCUUCCUCAGCAUCCCGACCGGCAACCGGGCGGCCGUGUGGGCCAUGGCCACGCUGAUGGACGUCUGGACGUUUGUCUACCAGAUGACGGUCGGCCCCAUCUGCUUCGUCAUCAUCUCCGAGAUGUCGGCCACGCGGCUGCGCACCAAGACCAUCGCCAUCGCCACGGCCGUGCAGGCCGGCGCCACCAUCGUCACGACGGUCGCCAUGCCCUACUUGCUCAACGCCGACGAGGCGAACUGGGGCGGCAAGGCCGGCUUUCUCUUCGGCGGCAUCAGUCUGCUCUGUGGCGUGUGGUGCUACUUCCGCCUGCCCGAGAGCCGGGGGCGGACGUUUGAGGAGCUGGAUAUUCUGUUCCAGAGGAAGGUCCCGGCCAGGCAGUUCAGGGACUAUGACCUACUUGGCGAGCGGGGGGUUGGUGGCGGCAAGGGCGAGGGGGAAGAAGCUUGAAGGAAGUCGAACCACACAGUGGGCAUAACGUACAUCAGACUAUGUAUAUCCGACGAUGGGUUUGCCCGGAGACUAUCACUGAUGACGCCCGGGAAUGUGAUCAACCAUCCCUGCAUGUUUUUUGCAACUUGUUCAGGUUGUUCUUUUCCCUUCAUUCAUAGCUUGCAGUUUGCAGAGUAUCGGAAUUAUUCGA
Messenger RNA from Chaetomium strumarium, 2061 nucleotides. RefSeq names its product general substrate transporter. Bases 210 to 1868 code for a protein of 552 amino acids. NCBI's taxonomy places the organism in Eukaryota, Fungi, Ascomycota, Sordariomycetes, Sordariales, Chaetomiaceae. Gene Ontology annotation, biological process: transmembrane transport; carbohydrate transport. The record is from RefSeq and is a predicted model, not a curated record. Gene Ontology annotation, molecular function: carbohydrate:proton symporter activity. The transcript is spliced from 4 exons. Gene Ontology annotation, cellular component: membrane.